AUGCCUCCCAAGAAGGUCACCAGCGCGAAGAAGGCCGCGCCUGCUCCUCACUCUUCCUACCGUGAUAUGAUCAAGGAUGCCAUUAUCAGCCUUAAGGAACGCAAUGGUAGCAGGUAUGUGGCGAAUGAUUUCCCGCGCACUUUUGGAGUCGCGCUCGGAAGGGGAACGGAGUCACUAAUGGGGAAUUGCAAAUAUAGUCGUCAGGCGAUCAAGAAGUAUGUUCAGUCGAACAACAAGCUCAACGUCUCUUCUCAGAGCACCUUUGAUGCUCAAUUCAACAAGGCUAUUAAGUCUGGUGUUGAGAAGGAAGAAUUUGUUCAGCCCAAGGGUAAGUCUUCUGUUUCGGCUCCGAGUGUAUAUGCGCAAAUCUUCCCCCUCCCCCCUCGGUUUCGCGCUGUCCCCGGAAUUCUCGUUCACUCCCGCAGUCCUUUCUGCCCCUCUGGACCAUUGAAGCUUUUCAAGAAGGAGGCUCCUGUCAAGGCGGCUGCUAAGCCUGCCGCGAAGCCUGCCGCGAAGCCCGCUGCGAAGACUGCCGCAAAGCCGAAUGGCAAGACCGCUACUAAGCCCGCUGCCGCCAAGAAGGCCGCACCCAAGAAGGCUGUCGCAAAGACCACCGCAAAGGCUACCCCAGCUAAGCGGAGUGCUCCUAAGAAGACCGCGACCAAGGCUGCCACCAAGACCGCAGCCAAACCUAAGGCCAACUCUGGCAAGGCCCGCAAGACCACCACUGCCGCCCCUGCUAUCGUUGAGCAGCCCAAGGUCUUGAGCAAGACCAAGUCUGGUCGUGUCACCAAGACCACUGCCCCAGCACCCAAGGCAGCGGCCAAGAAGCGCACCACCAAGAAAUAG
Messenger RNA from Penicillium brevicompactum, 849 nucleotides. RefSeq names its product histone H1/H5 family protein. Lineage: Eukaryota; Fungi; Ascomycota; Eurotiomycetes; Eurotiales; Aspergillaceae. Gene Ontology annotation, molecular function: DNA binding. Gene Ontology annotation, cellular component: nucleosome. The record is from RefSeq and is a predicted model, not a curated record. Gene Ontology annotation, biological process: nucleosome assembly. The transcript is spliced from 6 exons. The coding region runs from base 1 to 849 and encodes 282 amino acids.